Acanthaster planci (crown-of-thorns starfish) is the source of this 8077-nucleotide messenger RNA. Its product is annotated as angiopoietin-1 receptor-like. The record is from RefSeq and is a predicted model, not a curated record. Lineage: Eukaryota; Metazoa; Echinodermata; Asteroidea; Valvatida; Acanthasteridae. Gene Ontology annotation, molecular function: transmembrane receptor protein tyrosine kinase activity; ATP binding; calcium ion binding. Gene Ontology annotation, biological process: positive regulation of kinase activity; cell surface receptor protein tyrosine kinase signaling pathway; multicellular organism development. Gene Ontology annotation, cellular component: plasma membrane; signaling receptor complex.
AGUUCGUGUUGAAUAUUCAUCGAGAGUACAUUUUGAAAAUAGAACGGGUCAGUACUUUUGUUUGCAUGUCUGAAAGACUGCAACCUGACUACAUGUAUUAGAGUUUGUGUGCACAGUUGCAACGCGGAAGCAGAAGUUCUUCCGGGUAUAUUUUCCCUUUGCAUCGCUCGGAAUUGCCAUGAUAGGCUUGCUGAAUGCUUGAAGGUAUGGACCUUCGUGCUCGUUCACAGCGUUGUAUUUGUAAACAGCAUGAAAAAAGUUCAAAAUAUUAGAGGCACCGAAAGUUUCUUGUACACAGAUUAAAGCGUUACAGAUGACAACCAGUGCCAUGGCAUCUCUCUGGACCAACCUGAAUGUGAUGACGUCCGUGUGCUUGCUUUAUGCAUGCUAUGCAAGUGGGCAGUACUGUUUGCUGAGCGGCAGUGAUGACAUCAGAAACUGUCCAAUAUUCAACUGUAACCCCCCUCCAGAGCUUCCAACUUUUCCAGAUUGCUUAAACAUUACUAAAUGCCCGCCUUGCGUCAAUGGUAAACCCAACCGACUGCCUGACGAAAGCUGCAAUUGCACCUGUGAUCCUGGUUUUAGUAAUCCAAGUGGAGAUGGGAAGAUAUGUACAGACAUCAAUGAAUGCUCAGCAUCACUACCUCAACAUGAUUGUGUCAAUGCGCAAUGCAUUAACACCGUUGGUAGCUUCACUUGUAUGUGUAACACUGGCUUUAGUAAUCCAAGUGGAGAUGGAAAGACAUGCAUAGCAAAUGACCAAACCAACAAUACUGCAGUAAUCGCCGUGGUGAGUGUAGUAGGUACGGCAUUCACCAUCGUAUUGAUCGCAUGUGGUGUGAGGAUGUGGAGGAAAAAAAGAACGCCAAAGAAUAAUCGGCCAAAACGGACAAUUGUGGAGAUGGAUGAAGUUGACUACGAAGUGACAAUGCCAGAAGAUGUUAUAGCGUUGACUGUCUACGAAGAUAUUGGCUUGCCAUCUUGGGCGCUGAGAUGGGAGAUUAAGUGGAAGAACUUGGUGGUUGAGGACACAGUCCUCGGUCAAGGGAACUUUGGUGAAGUGAGAUCAGGAACUGUGAACAUUGACGGGAAGAUUACCAAGACAGCAAUCAAAGUUCUGAAAGGACAUACAUCGAAAACUGAUCGUGAAGACUUCAUGGAGGAAUUUCGUACAAUGACCAACAUUGGCUAUCAUCCCAACGUGGUGUCGUUACUUGGUGCUUGCCCGCAUGAAGACGACCUUUACGUUGCCUUGGAGUAUCUGCCCAAGGGUGAUCUGCGCAGCUAUCUACGACGAGAUCGCUUACAGUCAGACUCGGACGAGGGAGCCCUUUCCUCUACCCAACUCAUCAAGUUUGCUCUCGAUAUUGCUAAAGGGAUGAAGCACCUAGCCAUGUCAGGGGUCAUUCAUCGCGAUCUGGCUGCAAGAAACAUUUUGCUUGACGAGAGACUAGUUGCGAAGGUGUCUGGUUUUGGACUCUCAAGGGGACAGGACAUAUACGUGCAGACUUCUAUGCGUCGUGUUCCUACUCGUUGGCUGGCUAUUGAAUCGCUGAUAGAUCAUACCUACACAACCCAGAGUGAUGUAUGGUCCUUCGGCAUUCUAUUGUGGGAAAUAGCUUCAAUCGGGGGCACACCAUACCCAUCCAUUGCCAGCAAAUCACUGACAGAUGAACUUAAGGACGGAUAUCGUAUGAGCAAGCCACCUAACUGUGAUGACAAAAUCUACUCUUUGAUGCUUCGUUGCUGGGAGGAGCACCCUAGUCACAGACCCACCUUCAGCGAUCUGGUCCGCAUCCUCAGUGAAAUGGAUGACAAUAAGACUGAGCACACAUAUUUGAUCAUAGAUCGCUCUGGCUGCGAGAAUUUCAGCGUGAUCCGACCUGAGCUUGAUGACAACUGAACCCUAUCUGUGUCCUUGUCACAAGCAGACAAAAUGACAUGGGUGGAGCUCUAGACGACUGAUUAGAAAUGAUACGAUCAUUUACCGACCUUGGAGCCGUUUGUUCUCUUUGAAAGUGGUAGUGAUGACGAAUGAGACGUUCUCAGAUAUAGAUCAACUCGAUGCCUGUUCAUGACAAUUAUUGGCUGAAAACCUCCAAACACAGGUACGAUGACCUUGCCAGUGUCUUGAGUUAAGGUCUGGGAAAAUGUGUAGAUAUAAUGGACUAUACCGUGCACGUAAAUUUAUAUUUCUUUUCAAGAUUUUUUUUGCGGUAGCGAUCAUUGCGACGUGGGGUAAUUUCUUUUGUACAAAAAAGCUAAUGCAUGAAUUAUUUGUUUUGGGUUGGAUACAUUUUCAAUAUGAAACAUACAUUUGAUAAUCACAAAUGUUUAAUUGCCUUUUGCUAAUAAAGCAAAUCGACUGUUUUUUUUAGCAUGUUUGAAAAUCUUGAUCAGAACAUUAAUUAUAUAGCAAUUCACACUUACGCACUAACAACCUGCUUGCAAAAUAAAGAAUAGUUUAUGUAAAUAGUCAAUACCAAGUAAAAAAGAAUGCACCUGCAGCUUUCUUGUAGUGAAUUUGAAGAAUCCUUAUUAUUUUUAAAUUCCUCUGUAAAAUGCUGUAUUGAAUUUUGCUUUUAGUUUGACUAAUUUUAGCAAAUGUAUUUUUUUUACACAGAAGCAGUAUACCAAUGAAUUCACAGCAAAGCGCUAUUGAAACAAAUUUUUAGCUACAACAUUUAAGUUAAUAUAUAUCUCAAAGACCUUUAACGGCAAUAAGUAUAAAUAUUUCUUGAAUAUAGCAUGAAGUACCUACAUAUGUACUUGUGCAGGGCCCUGUGGGGGAUAGAUUACAGGUAAUAAUAAAUACAGCAAAAACCCUUAUAGGAAAGAUUUGUGUUGGUGGCAUUGUAUCUUAUCGAGUUACUAGAGCAUUUAUGUAUGCAACGAAGAAUGCUAAUUAAUUGAGUGUAUGGUAUGAGGCAGUUGCGUGAACUUGCAUCCUGACUUGAAGGAAAAUAUGUUUUUCAAGUACUUCGGAUUACAUCACUAAAGGCCCUGUCACACCUUGACGAUUUAGGCAGUGCAUGCCGACGUAAGGAAAAUUUGGUGAAUACGCUGGCGUUCGUCGAAUAAGUUAUGUGUAGGUUUUGUGUAAGUUAAGAGCACGCUGAGCACGCUGGUAUACAUCAUAGUACGGCAAGGUCGUCCAAACAGCUUGUGCAUGCAUAAAAUUGUCGACGUAUGGCAGCUUAUGGCUCAUACGUAGGCUAUAAGUUGUAGGUAAGAUGUGGGAUCGUUGACACAUCCACACACAUGAUUACUCAGAAGUCAAAAUACGUCGAGAUUAUGUCCAGCGUACCCAAAACUUAUUUCUAACCUAUGAGUAACGUACUUUGAACCUAUAGUUGUGUAACUUAUAUCGAACUUAUCUCCAACGCAUAUUGACGUAGUAUGUAGACGUAUUUGACGUGUUCCGGACGACCACAGAACUUUCUUACAGCUACCGUAGGUCUAUAUAAGUUAUCUACAGGUUAUCGGAACGUUAUAUGUAAGUUACUAAUGUGUUAUGUAUAUGUCCAACUCGUUAUGAAUACGCUAUGUACAGUAUAUAUGCCCCAAAAUUGGUAGUUCAGCGUAUACCAGCGUGUUCACCAAUUUUUGUCGGUAUAAGCUGGUUAAAUCGUCAAGGUGUGACAGGGCCUUGACAGUCAUUCACUCAGGAUGCAUGCAUUGUAUUAUUUGCGUCACAGUGAAGAAUCUCUUUUCUUCUGAAUUUGUUUGGCAUUGAAAACGAAUGUCUAAAAUAUACUCAGAGAAAUAUACAAGCAAAAUGAUGAACGUUAAAUCCCUUAAUUCUGAAAAUGCGUUAACAAUUAUUCAAUUAUCUCUAUUAAAGUGCUCAAUCAAAGUUUUGGUAUAAGAAAAACCCGUUUUCAAGAGAUAACUAAAUUCACAACUAUUUUAAGUAAAUAUGUGCAUUCGAUAUUUUAAAUAGGCAUACAAUCUAAGAUAUGAUGUAUCAUUUCUUUUAUACUUUACAUCUAUCGAAACAUGGAAAAGUUCGGGUUUUCUUUCAAAAUCGAAAACAUUCUGCAAAGAGAAAUGGUUGCUUCCUCUCAAUGAUAAUCGUACAGAUAAAACAAAAUUUGGAGGACUAGGCUACAUGGGUAAUUGAAGUCCUCUUGGAACCUCCAACGGUAAAGGAGCAAUAGAAUAAACCAUAAUGCGACCGUAGCCUUUCGCACAAUGAAAACAAAAAUUAGCUUAGAAGUAAUAAGCUCUGGCAAAGCUGAUAAAAUAUGGAAGAGCCAUUAAAAAGCUUCCAUUGCUGACGAUACCAAUCAUUUGAUGAUAAUGACUUGCUUGCCAAGGCAAAAUAAAGUUCAAUUAAUCGCCAUGGUAACAACUGACUUAUUUAUUCAGGUCACACAUCGAUGGGUGGCACUAAAGUGAAAUUACAUCAAUAUAUUAUUGAGGGGGAAACAGCGAUAUUUCGUAGAAGCUACUCGUUAUCAAAAUGGCUGGGCGACCAACCGGAUUUUUCUGGCUACUCAUCAUGGUUCAAAUCUUACUUGGUCGCGCAGGACGCUGUCCAGCGUCUUGGAAGGCAGUCGGUCAGUCGUGUUACCGUCUGCUGGUUCAUGAGGCACACACUUGGUCUGAUGCCGCUGACAAAUGUCGCGAACUAGGAGGCAGCCUGGCAGUUUCGAGCUCGCAGACUGAGCAGAAUGGUAUCUGGGGGAUGGUGCAGACGGUAAUCCCCUCACCAUCAGAUUUCUGGAUCGGUUGCCAGAGGGAAGAGGCUGCUGAUGGGAGAUGGUUUUGCACGGAGCAUAAUGGGCAGAUCAGUCAGUACACCAGAUGGGCUAAUGGCGAGCCGAACGGAAACACCCAUCAGAGUGGGUACUGCGCAAGGAUGAUACCACCUGAAGGUGAUUUGGCCGACAAACCGUGCGACUUUUCUUACCAUGCCAUCUGCGAAACGUCUCAGAUGCCUUAUCCACAGGUGCUCUGUCUGGAGGCAGAUUCCAACGGUCGCUUCAAGACACCUCCCUGCGUGACUGAUCCCUUCAUUCAGGAAUUUCCCGCCAAGAGUGCCAUCAUCUGUGGAUCAGCGUGCUGGAAUGAGCCUCGAUGUCACUCCUUUAAUAUCCAACAAAUCCUCGGCGGAGACAAGUUGUGCCAGUUGAGUGAGAAUACAUGCGAAGACGACGAGGCGAUUGAUGAUGAUGAAGAAAACUACUACUACUAGGGACUCCCUGAGUAAGACAGCCUGUCUUGCAGUUUUCUCAAAUCUAAUCAUUUGGUUCAUGAGGUUGCCCAAGGGUUGUAGCUGAAGUAGCUCAAGAUGCUUUGUCGAACGUAUUACAGUAACGGUGAACAGUGACACCAGAGGCUUUUAACCGAAUUCAAUUCUGAAAAUUUCCGGCAUGUUGGCCUGAUUUUACUGACUGAUUUUUAAAUUGAACACACCGUCACAAAGAAAUUCGUGUCAGCAAGGAAGAUAAAAACUCAAUUUGGGCAUUGGAUUGCGAUGACUGAUUUAACAUUCAAAUUGAUGUGAUGUAUCAAAUUGAGCUGUCGUAGGAACAUCGAUUGUUAAUCAUGCAGGCGUUGGAACUGUAGGUUCGUAUAUGUGGCAGUAGUGAGUAUAUGAAUGUAUAAUUGACGUAAUCUGGGACAGAAAGACGCUCGUGCCCUUUGUCUAACAGAUGGCUAUAAGCUGACUAUUACCUUUGGACCCUGUCAGCACAUACUUAUGAAAUUAUUUUAGCAAUGCUGACCUACAUUUUCCAUGGGACAUAUUUAAUCUGGAGGUAAACUGUAAAUUUUUUCCUGGAAAUUUUCACAGUACUUUACUGGCAGCAUGGGCCCUAGUAAUAUACUGUUAAUGAUUUACAGUAAUUUUUUUACGGUAAAUCGGAGUCAUUUAUUGGACAGUAUUUAAACGUACAAACAACAGUAACUUAUCUCAAUUAACUACGUUAAUUUGAUGAAGACAUUAGACACAGUAAAUUAACGUUUUCAUUGAUUACAUGUUCAUUCUACAUGUUUAUUUAGGUAUAUGUUCUGUUGGUAAAGGAUUCAACAGCUUAUGACAGAUAUCAGCAGGCACUUUCAGCCAAUUAGUUUUGUCAUGGAAACGGCAAAUCAAAAGCACGGAAGCAUCAUAAGUUAUUCACAGGUUAACUAUAAGAAGGAGUGUUAACAAAAAGACACUCUGCGAUAACGUGUGGUCCUCCAAAGAUCUGGACGCGACUUAACAACAGUUCACCGGCGUGACGUUGGGGCGACCUGAUUUUGACGGAUACGCAACGCUUGGCGCAAGUGUUUACAUGCAUAGCGGCCUUUGUGCUGAGUGUGCGUGGACUUACAUCAUGAACUGUGGGCGUCUUGAAACUUCAGUUCCCGCCAAAAUGGCCGUUUAACCAUCUUUUUAAGACAGUCAUAAUAACAAGGGUUGGUGGUUGAAUUUGUGAGUGGUGUGACAUGUUGCAGAGGGAAUUCAGCCAUUUUGAGAGUUCUGCUUUUUUCUAAAUUAACACAAGCCAUUUUAUGGCAUCGUGAAUUGAAUACGUGCAAAGGGACGAUCACCUUGGACAUCAAACAAACCUUAUGAGUCCUUAAAUAGUUGAAUUCAUUGGACUUCAUUAUUUUAUGUCCGUGGGCCCUUGUCCGGUUUUUAACAUAUAAAUUGAAAACCAUUUUUUUUUCAUACACUAAAAAUCAAAACCAACUUGCUAAGCAGACGUUAUCUUUGCUUUCUUGCUAUUAGUUUUAUUGCAAUGAGGAACGAAAUUUGCAUAACAGUUACAUGUAUAUUAUUUUGUCAUUGUCUUUUAAUUAUCGCCUUAUAAAGUUAUUGAAAGACUCCCUUAACUUUUCAUCUGAUCAAUCAGAUUAAAAUUUUUGUUAUAUCUGUCUCUAUUCAAAUGCUGCUUAUUGAAAAAAGUUCUAUGUCUCAAUAUUAUUACAUCAAACAUGAAUGGCUUGUCUACUGUAGAUAAUUUGUAUCAUUAAUUAUUCGCAAAGCUACGUGGCACAUGAUAGCGAUAUGACUUAAUAGAAUUUUUAUAUUCUGAAUAUUUACUAUCAAUUAAUCUAAAAGUAUAAUGCACUUAAUGAUCACAAGUUACGUAGGAACUUUACUUUGAAAAUGUUUAAGCGCGUUCGUACUUCGGAGAGCAUAUCAACUGAAUAUUUAGAUCCAUUAUUGUUGUACGUAAAGAAAAACAGACACUGUCGACGUACUUUUUAAAUCUUCAGACAUAAAAAUGGCUGCCAAGGACAUAGGCAACUUUAAACAAAUAUUGUGUGUUCUAACCAGAUCCCUGCUAACAAUAAACCAACGAAAAUUCCGAAAAAUCAUAAAAUGGAAAAGACAGACUACACUCAUAGCCGAAUAACAAUUAUAACUACUACGUCUCGUCUGGUCAUAGCUUGAUUAAUUAGAGCAAUAAUACGCCUAUAUGUAAAUGCUAAUGCACUGGCUAAUAUACAAGCUGAAAAGGAGAGGAUAGAAAGAAUUGUCCCUGUCUUCAGGAAUCCAAUCUGAGAGUCAAGCUUUUUUUUGAAAGCUAAGUUGAAAAGUCGUAUUUGUGCAUUGCGCAUACAUUACAGAGAGAAAAGAAUGAAAUAAGAUAUAUAUACUAACUUGUUUAAAUGAUUUUCUUUACCGUGGAGAAGGGGUAAAUUCUAGCAUUGCAUUAAUUUUAGUAAUUAUUUUAUUUGAUUGAUUGAUCGAUCGAUGGAUUAUUUUAUUGAUUGAUUUAAUAACUAAUACUUUGAUUCUGUUUAUUUUUAUUCUGAAUUGAUUCCUUUUGAUUGUGUUUGGUCAACUGAUCGGUGGUAACUCCAUGUUUUCUUUCAACAAAUAUUUUUAAUAUAAAAAAUUGUAAUCAUCAAGUUUAAUUUAGUCCUCCUGUUUGCAUCACUCCAUAUUUAUUCUUAUUUCAAUAUAUAUAUUUUAAUCUUUUCAAUCAAUACUUUGUUACCUUGUUACAAUGUCUGUAAUAUCUUAUAUUCGAAACUCCUUUAAAUGAAUUUGACUUCAGUUGGCGCAGUUUGAUAAGGGGCAAAACAACUAUCCAAUGUUUUAAUCAAUAACAAACAUUUCUGUGGCAAAGUC